AAAGCAGAUCCGGAUGUGGUACAUUUCUAUCUGACUUAACAGUCAUUGUCCAGCGGCAGGGCGAGGAGUGAUUUGUUUUAUCUGCUUUUCUUUUUGUCUGUCACAGCUUCUUUAAAGCUGUAGUUAUUAUAUACAGGUAGUUGAGUAGGCGACUCGUUUUCAGCGUCUUAAGCAGUCGGUUCGGGUUAGAGGAAGUUUCCAGUAACUGUAGUCAGACUCCCAACGUUCCCACCUCCUCAGUCUGAACGAUGAGACCGAGGGGAUUUUAUGUUUAUCAUUUUUUUAGGAAGGAACGCAAGUCGAGGACAUGAAUUUAACUGACCGUUACGAGCUGCAAUGAUUGUUUACAAGAUGAAAGGAGGAAGAAGUGACUCUUGGCUUGUUCAAGAAGACCCAUUAUGAUAAUAAGGAAGCAGCUAAAAAUCUAUUUGGUGAUAACCUGUGGACCAAACAAGUGGAUUUUUUUUUCUCAUGUUUGUUAAAAGGCCUUUUAUGUGUUUACUUAUGGAGAACUUGGGAUGAGCCUCUCAACAUGCUAGCUCUGAGAGUGGAGCAGGACAGACGAGGGCUUGAUGAGGUCGAUCGCCUGCAAAAAGAGGCCACCACUAUUCAGCAGGGCUGGCAGUCAGGGAGGCCAGCUUUGCACAAGCAGCGUAUUAACAUUAAGGAGAAGAUCUCCCAGUGGGAGAGUCGGAGUCAGCAGAGCAGCAGCCAGGAUGCUGGAUUCAAAGUACACCCUCCCCUUGUAUCCAGAACUCUGUCAGGAGACCUACUGGGCAAUGGCGGUUCUAACAAAACCUAUGGAGUAGGGAAUCAUGCCAGAGAUAGCCGCGCAAGAGCAAAGAGUACGGAAUUGGAUUUUAGGGAACCUCCGGCACAUAAUGUGCACAAUGUUGCUGGUCGAAAGUCGGAACCAUUGAAGAAAUUUCCCACUCCAUUUUCAACCGCAUCUCCUGGAAAAAACAGCACAACACAAACUUUUGCCUCUUCUGAAUUAGAAGUGGACACUCUUUCUUCAGCCGAGCCAGUCUUUUCAGCCCAUGUUGAUUCAAAAGUGGAUUGCAUUCCAGACAUCUUAAUAGUCUCGAAGCCUCAACCUCCAUCAGCUGGCGAUCAAGAAGACAACAUGCCUGCUGGAAACUUCUACACUUCACGGGGUUUCUGGCGAAAACUCGAGGGGGACAGACUUCUCUGGGAGAACGGCAGAAGCAAUGCAGGUGAAUCCCGACCCCCACCCAAACCGCUGCGCACAUUCCAAUAUCGUGGAACCCACAACAUGAAGCACGCGGUGCAUUUGGACAGUGGAUCCCCUCAGAACAACAAUCACUCUAACCUGAGGAGCAGGAGGGCCGUAAAGCCUCCAAACUUCCCACCUCCGCCGUGUCCUGUAAUAAAGAGCGAAGGGCUAUCAAGGCAUAAAAAGAACAGGAAGUCCUUUGAGUAUGAAGAUGCAGCGAAUCUGACAGCCCAGCAGGGCACUGUGGGAAACGGAGACGUUCACCCUAACCUUUACCAUGCCUACUCUGAUGACAACAUUUAUGAGGAUAUUGUGUCUCCAGGUGAAGGGAGCAGGGAUUACCCCUAUGAGGAUGUCAAGCUGUCCACCAUGUGCCUUUCUGCAAAGCCUCCAGUUCCAAAGUUUCCUCACAAACGUCAAACCUUGCAUGGAUAUGCUGGAAAAGUGGAGAAGAAGGUAUUUCAGGCAUUGUCAGCGUCCACAUCUUUAACCUUUGCAGAAGCUUCAAAACCAGCAGCACCUCGUCACACGAGCAGUCAGAAAGUUCACAGGACUCCGCAGUAUAUCUCCAAGAUUGAGACCAUUUUUGAUGACAAGCGAGGGAGAAAAAGAGUGAAAAACCAAGGGCCCUUAGCACGAGCAGCAGAGGAGACCAGUGGGACAGAGAGCGACCCAGAGGACAACACCGAAGCAGGUUCCAGAAGAUCAGUUUACAUCCAGUCCACACUGAGACGACAGCCUGGAUACCGCACCCUGGAGAGGGACUUGAUUCAGCUGCAGCAGCAGAAGCAGCAGCUUUUUCAGAUCUUCGUGGUGGUGUCGCUAAGAAAAACCUCCACAGGAAACGCAUACUCUCCUGAAAUUACUCAACAGUUCCCAAAAUUGUUUGAAAAGUCGUCCCGGGUCUCCAGAGAAGCUGAAGAUCAACUGAAUGUGAUUCCUAAGUUCUGCUUCCCGGAUCCCCAGGACUGGAAGCCCUCUGCACACACACCAAGUGAGACCUUUUCCUUUGUCCUCACCGGAGAGGACGGGAGUCGCUGGUUUUGUUACUGCCGCAAGAUCCUGCCCAGCGGAAAGGGGAAGAGGCUUCCUGAGGUGCAUUGCAUUGUCAGCAAGUUGGGGUGCUUCAACCUGUUUGCAAAGAUUCUGGAGGAGGUAGAGCGACGCAGAGAAAUAUCCCCGGCACUGGUUUAUCCUUUUAUGCGCAGUGUGAUGGAGGCUCCAUUUCCAGCCCCCGGACGCACGGUUACCGUCAAGAGCUUCCUCCCCGGCUCUGGGAAUGAGGUCCUCACUUUGUGUCGACCAGUGGACUCCAGACUGGAGCAUGUGGACUUUGACAGUCUGCUGCAGUGUCUCACUGUUGGGAAACUCCUCCAGGUGUUCGCUUCCCUUCUGCUGGAGAGGAGGGUCAUCUUUGUUGCUGACAAGCUCAGUGUGUUAUCCAGAUGUAGCCACGCAGUGCUGGCGCUGCUGUACCCGUUCACCUGGCAGCACACGUUUGUCCCAGUGUUACCAGCAAGUAUGCUGGACAUCAGCUGUUCUCCAACCCCAUUCCUUAUAGGCGUUCUAGCACCAUGUUUGCCGGAACUGCUAGAGCUGCCCAUUGAGGAGGUGCUCAUAGUGGAUCUGUGUGCCGACAAGUUCGUCAUACAGCUCGGUGAUGAAGAUUGCAUCCUGCCCAGUAAACUACAAGCAGCUCUGCAGCAGAUCCUGGAGGACAGAGAGGAUAUUCUGAGACAAAACAACGGAGACACGUUUGGAGACCAGCAGGCCGACCUGAGCUCCCUGGUAUCUGAGGGUUUUGUCCGGUUCUUCGUGGAGCUGGUAGGCCACUAUCCUCUCCAUAUGGUGGAGUCCUCCAACGGAACCAAGGAACUUCAGCGAGAAAGCUUUCGCAAGUCUCACCCCUCACGUGGAGCCCGGCAGUUUCUGCAGCUCUUCAUGGACACACAGAUGUUUGCUGGUUUCAUUCAAGACAAAGAGCUGCGCAAGGGAGGAGGUAAACAAGGGCUCUUUGAAACCAGAGUGGCUGAGUAUCUGGAUUCUGGCCCGGAACCCGAGCCGAGCGGCGUGAACAAAUUUCUCAAAGGACUGGGAAACAAGAUGAAGCUCCUUCAGAUUAAAUAAGACCCAGUGUCAUCACUCAUAAGUGAGAGACUUUAUAUUUAAAAACAGAACUAGUGUUGCUCCUGAAUUGGUUUAGAGCAACAGAUGUGGGAAAGGCUCCAUGCUGGGUUCUGAAUGGGAGUUUUGAUAAAGGACCAAUCUCAUGUUUUAGACCUGCAUGUCUGACAGCCUUCACUUCACUUCGGAUACAAACCGGAAACUCUUGAAUAUUCCUUUUUUUUUUCUCCGAGCUGUUUUAUGAGAAUCAGGUGUUGUGUCUUUGUGAACGUCCACCAAUGUUUCAGCCACUGAAGUUCUCAACUUUAACCUGUGGUUGUGAUUAUGGUCUCCACUUGAAUGGAACUGUUUACUUGUAACUUUUCUUCCAUUUAGUCAGGAAAUGUAACUUAUCUGCCUUGUAAGUACUUUGUGAAUAAUAUGCAUGGUUCCAACCUGGAGGAUUUUAUUGUACCCUUUCAUGUAAAUUCUAUUAUUGUUGCUUUUCUUGCUACUAAAAAAACGUUUUCAGUCUUCAAGCCUGAUUCAGUUGAGGUCUAUUAACUCAGAGUAGAACAUUUUCUACAUGUAUGAUUUUGGACCUGCUGUCCUUGAAUUUCUACGUAAUAACUGGACCUUUUUUACAUUUUGCACAUGCUCGAAGCGGUUGUACAGAAUUUGUAAAAAUAUUUUUUUUUAUUAAAGCUGGACAUGUCUCUAGUUCUCAAA
Messenger RNA from Girardinichthys multiradiatus, 4069 nucleotides. RefSeq names its product DENN/MADD domain containing 2C (gene dennd2c). The record is from RefSeq and is a predicted model, not a curated record. Bases 533 to 3364 code for a protein of 943 amino acids. The transcript has 19 exons. Lineage: Eukaryota; Metazoa; Chordata; Actinopteri; Cyprinodontiformes; Goodeidae.